Sparassis crispa is the source of this 1629-nucleotide messenger RNA. RefSeq lists its product as hypothetical. The transcript is spliced from 11 exons. Lineage: Eukaryota; Fungi; Basidiomycota; Agaricomycetes; Polyporales; Sparassidaceae. The record is from RefSeq and is a predicted model, not a curated record. The coding region runs from base 1 to 1629 and encodes 542 amino acids.
AUGGAUACCCACUCGCACAAUGCGCAAGUGCCAGCUCUUCGAGCAUGUCUCGACUAUCUCCUUGGAGAUGUCGUCGAGAUCCUUCCUGCUUCAGUGCUCCCUGAACUACAGAAAGUCUACGAUGAGGUAAAAACAUUGCGCAAAAUGGGGCCGGAUAGUGUCCGCCAUCCUCUUGAGUGGAAUGCUUCAGUGCCGAACCUGCUGAAAUGGAGUUACUACAUCCAUGUCGAGGAUGCACCCUCUGAUUUGGUAGAGGAUGUUAUCAGCUGUCUCAAAAUCUUGCUUCAAAUCUUUGACGAAUGUCCCGAUGCUUAUAUCAUUAGCAUGGGGUUAUCUCCUAGCGACCGACCCAUGAACAUUGCUACAAUUAGACUCUUUCUAACGUAUAACUCACAGAAGAAAUUGUGUCGAUAUUUGCUUCUGGAAGAUGUUGACCGCCCUUCAGAUGCUGUUUUCUAUCUGAGGUCACUUAUUGAUGUGGAUUCGGCGUUAUGUAGAUCCCCCAGUGAAGUGCCAUGGUUAGAGAAUCCAGUGCUUUAUUCUAUGUACGGGGCUGCACUUGUUUCAUCUGGAACGUUCACGGUCGAAACUAAGACUGUCCUUGAACAUGUACUGGAGGCGGCAGAUCAGUCGAGGUUUUCAAAGACUCUGGAUCUCUCGUGGCAUAUUAUUCAGGCUCGCCUUGGUCUCGCUCUUGUGCUUACCCGGUUGGGGGUUGACUCUGAGGCCCAGAAACACAUAGAAUGGGCAGUCAAAUUUUUGCGCAGGAAUGCAAGCCUAAUGCCAGCGGCCAAUCUACGACGUCUUCUCGUGCGUGUGGACAACCCCCCGCACCCAGUUCUCGUGGCACUUGGUGGCAUGAAGUGGUUAGACGAAGAUAUGAGGAAUCCUCGGAAAGCGGAAAAUUGGAUGCAAAAGACAUGUAGCCAUUGUGGUGUUCACGAUCUUCAAAGGAGGCUUUUCCAUUGUUCAGGAUGCACUACGUCUUAUUACUGUUCUAGAGAAUGCCAGCGAGCGGAGUGGAAAAUGCACAAAGAUGCCUGCCGCGAUCUUCAAGAAAUGAAAGCUAAGAUAGAACUGAUGCGAAAGCACGAUCCUCGAGGUGCACAACGCCUUUCCGACUGGUUGAAAUGGCGAAACCUGACCCCGAUGCCCCUCGUCCAUGCACUUAUCCACGCACUCUCGCUGAAACGAGACCCCACUCGUGGGAGCAGACACGCCUUCGCUGAGCUGGUGGAGCACAUGCCACAAGUCAAGGACCCCCGGUACAAGUUCCGCGUUAUCGAGUGCGGUGUCUUUCGCCUCGAUCAAGCAGCGGCGGAUUUUGACACCCGCUUGUCGGAGCUGGAGGGGAACACUCAGUCCUUCUCCAUGCGCGACAUGGUCAAGGACUUGGAUUCGCUGGUUGAGCGCAUGCCGGGUGGAGAUGUGGUACCGAUGGUUAUCUUGAGAUAUGCGGUCGGAUGUGGAACUUCCAUAAACAGAGCGACGGCUAAUCAAAAGCUGGUGAACGAGUUGCCAUACGACCCAGAUUGGCGUAGGCUGAUCAACCAGGAUGAAAAUGAUCCUCCGAAGCCAAUGAAUUUUCUAUCGGGAAAGCCAGACACCGAAUUUUCCUUUGAAUUCUAA